AGUUUAAUAUAUAUUGAUAUUAGCAAUCUCAGUUCUCAUGCUAAUAAACUUAAAAUUUUUGACGCGUACACGUCUACUAAAAUAAAUAAGUUUGGAUUUGAAUCUCUAUGGAUCAAAGUAAAAAUUUCUUGCAGGACGUGGCCAACAUCGCUGGCCAAAAAAAUCUCACCCAACUGGAAAAAUCAGCCAUGGCUUAUAAGCGUUUGUUUCUGGAAUUGGAAACCCGGACACAAACGGCUGCUUCUGAUCCUUCGCCCUCUGCUACUCCUGCCGCCACUCAGGGUUUGCGGGCCAGUGCCUCGGAAUUUGUGCCGCAGGUGCCAACCAACAGCGAAAGAAUUCCGUCCGAGGUGGAGGACGAACAGGAUGAAUACUCAGAUGAGGAUCGUUUCGAUGUGGAGCGCGCCAUGAGACCUCCCAAACCCUCAAUCUACGGUUUUUGUAAUCCCAACUAUGAGUGCGAGGACGCGUGCGAGAGUCACUUAGAGGCGGAGAAGAAACGGAAGUUUGGUAGCAGGGCUCCCAAGUUCCGGCCAAAUCAGCCAAUUUGUCGUGCUCUUAAGACAGAAAUGAGCUCAGUUCCGACGACAAAGCCUCCCAAGGAGCUGGCCAACGGACAGCCACACUUCAAAGGACCCUAUAUGCCGCUUUUGCAGCACCGGAUUGCCAAUGCGGAGGGCUACGGCUUGAUCCGGGGACCAAACCAACGAAACAGCUUGCUCCUGGAGGACAUGGUCAAGCAGCUUGCUCGCCUAGAAAACUGUCCCUUCAAUCUUAAUUCGCUAUUCCACGGUAAAGGUCCACAGAAUUCUUCAUCCUAAAUAAAAUAGAAAUGAACUAAA
This is a messenger RNA of Drosophila ficusphila, 842 nucleotides long. RefSeq lists its product as uncharacterized. The record is from RefSeq and is a predicted model, not a curated record. Bases 108 to 821 code for a protein of 237 amino acids. The transcript has 2 exons. Lineage: Eukaryota; Metazoa; Arthropoda; Insecta; Diptera; Drosophilidae.